AUGAUCCAGAAAGAGCUUAUUGCCCUGAAAAAGAAGGUUCUUUCUUUGAAAAGGGAAGGGAAAUUAGAUGAGGCAGAAGAAGAAUUGAAGAAUGCAAAGGUCCUUGAGGAGCAGCUAGAAGAGCUGAAUAAAGCUCCCAAAGUCGAUCACCCAAGCGCUAGCAAUAAGCAAACUUCCAAUAUUACAACAAUUGAUCUCGGAAAUGAAGCAGAAGUGACAGAUGUCAAAGAUCACGACAUGAAUGAUCCUACUUAUCUUUCACUUUUGAAGAACUUUGGGUGGGAGGAGGAAAAUAAUGAAAACGUUCCAACCACUUCUUCCAAAGAAAAUAAAAGUGCUUCUAAAUACACUGGUCACUCAUCAGUCUCCUCUGUCACACAGGCCAAUGCCAACUUUGAGACUGGGACAUCUAGAAAAAGUAAGAGUGAUAUUCAGAGAGAACUUUUAGGGUUAAAAGGAAAAGCUCAUGCCCUGAGACGCCGAGGAGAGGUUGAGGAGGCAGAUGAAGUGCUAAAACUGGUCCGAUUGUUGGAGAUGCAGUUGCAAGAGUUUGAAGUACCAAUACAAAAAGAAGUUUUGACUGAAAAUAGUGGAGGACAUUCUUCCGUGGAUGCUUCACAAAAUGCCCUUUCUCUUCAGAUGGAUGGCCUCAAUAGCCUCGUCGAAGAUUUAGGAAGCAAAAAUAAGAUCACAGCGGAGAAACCAGAAGUUCGUGAAUCCAUGCAGCCACAUAUUCGUGAGCCAAACUCUACUCAAGCAACUAUGUCUCAACUUGAGUCAAGUUCCUUUGAACAAGAUAUCAUGGCACAUAAGUGGAAGGCUGUCACCUUGAAGAGAGAGGGGAAAUUAGUGGAAGCGAAGGAGGAGCUUCGAAAGGCAAAGCUCUUAGAAAAGCGCAUGGAGGAGGAUAGAUCUCAUCCUAACACUAGCUCUAGUUAUACAUCAGCCUCUGAUGUCUCUUCUGUAGAAAGGAAAGAGGCCAGUCCAAAGUCAGUCUCCAAGCCAUUGUCUGGCCGUGAUCGGUUUAAACUGCAGCAGGAGUCGCUUAGUCACAAACGUCAAGCACUUAAGCUACGAAGGGAAGGUAGAAGGGAAGAAGCUGAUGCUGAAUUUGAACUGGCAAAAGCUCUUGAAUCCCAAUUGCAGGAGUUGGAUGCACAUAAUAAAACAGGGACUUCUGAAAAUGCUGAAUCAGUGGAUGAUGUUAGUGUUGAGGAUUUUCUCGACCCACAACUUCUGUCUGCUUUGAAUUCAAUUGGAAUGGAACACACCAGAACUAAGCCCCAAAGCAUUGAAAGACCUGAGUCAAAUAAAUCUGUGAUAUCAAAAUUGGCAAUGCCAAUGAAGAGAGAGAGAGAGCAGUUAGUUGAAAGGAUCAAGGCAGAGAAGGUGAAGGCAGUGAGCUUAAAACGUUCUGGAAAGCAAGCCGAGGCCCUGGAUGCUCUUCGGAGGGCCAAAUUUCAUGAAAAGAAGUUGCAGUCCUUAACUUUCCAGACGUCUAUGGUUGCUAUUUGUAACUCAAUUAUGAUUGAAAAAAUGAAUGCAGUAUCAAGACUUAGCAUGGUGAAGGCCAGCUUUUUGCCAAGUGAAGGAACCAUCUUUAAAGAAAUGAGCUUGACACAAUCGACUAAGUUAAAUAAACUUCAUCCUAGUUGA
Molecule: messenger RNA, 1656 nt
Organism: Olea europaea var. sylvestris
Lineage: Eukaryota; Viridiplantae; Streptophyta; Magnoliopsida; Lamiales; Oleaceae
Product: spindle pole body component 110-like
Exons: 3
Coding region: 1-1656 (551 amino acids)
Source: RefSeq, a predicted model, not a curated record